This is a messenger RNA of Oncorhynchus nerka (sockeye salmon), 4101 nucleotides long. Its product is annotated as potassium voltage-gated channel subfamily C member 2-like. Bases 170 to 1606 code for a protein of 478 amino acids. The transcript is spliced from 3 exons. Gene Ontology annotation, molecular function: delayed rectifier potassium channel activity; protein binding. Gene Ontology annotation, cellular component: presynaptic membrane; voltage-gated potassium channel complex; dendrite membrane. Gene Ontology annotation, biological process: potassium ion transmembrane transport; protein homooligomerization. The record is from RefSeq and is a predicted model, not a curated record. NCBI's taxonomy places the organism in Eukaryota, Metazoa, Chordata, Actinopteri, Salmoniformes, Salmonidae.
UCUUCCCAAACUUAACUACCAAAGGAGAGAGAUGAUAGCCUGCCGUAAUGCUGUUUUUCUUUACCCCUGGGCCUGAGAAACCUUUUAAAUCUCUUCAAAAAUGUUGGCGCAGACGAGGACCGUAGGCUAAACAACAUUCCUGGACGUGCAAUUCUCUCCCCUCCAGGUCAUGAUCAGCUCAAUGUAUUUGUCCUCUCAGGGCCAUACUUCAGCCCAUGGCCUCGACAGGACUUCAUUGAAAACAUAUCUAAGGGAAGACUGGGACACAAAGGGGGAUGUCAUGAAAAAGGUUGUGAUCAACGUUGGUGGCAUGCGUCAUGAAACUUACAUGAGCACUCUGAAGAGCUUGCCUGGUACACGUUUGGCUAAACUGAUGGAUCACGACCCAAGUGGUGACCUUGAAUUCUUCUUCGACAGACAUCCAGGUGUUUUCUCCAAUGUUCUGAAUUAUUACAGAACCGGUAAGCUUCACUGUCCAACAGAUGUCUGCGGUCCCCUUUUUGAAGAGGAGUUGGCUUUUUGGGAGGUCGACAAGGCGGACGUGGAACCUUGUUGCUGGAUAACAUUCUGCCAACAUAGGGAUGCCGAAGUGGCCCUUGCAGCGUUCGGUCCAUCUGACUCAAAAGAGCACCACAAUGAAGAGUUUCCAGAGUCAUUUGAUGUUGAGGACAACCCAGCUAAUUCUCAGAGCUGCUGCAAAAGGUGGAAAGCAAAAAUAUGGGCUUUAUUUGACGACCCGUUCUCGUCUAAGGCUGCCAAGGUCAUUGCGUUUGUUUCCCUCUUCUUCGUCCUCCUUUCCAUCACAGCUUUCUGUCUGGAGACACAUGAGAGCUUCCACACGUUAGAGCAACGCACAGAGCUGGUCAAUAAUGGGAACCACACAGAAGAGGUGACGUACUAUGAGAUAGUGACCGAACCUACUCUGACUGUGGUGGAGGGCGUCUGUGUGGUGUGGUUCAUAUUUGAGUUCCUGGUCCGUUUCACCUGCUGCUCCAACAUACUGGUGUUUGUGAAGAACAUACUAAACAUCAUUGACUUUGUGGCCAUCCUGCCCUUCUUCCUGGAUGUGGGGCUGGGUGGGAAUGCCCUGGGCUUCCUGCGUGUGCUGAACUUUGUGAGGAUCCUGAGGAUCUUUAAGCUGAUGCGCCACAUGGUGGGAGUGCGUGUGUUAGUCUACACGCUAAAGGCCAGCGUUCAAGAGUUCUGCCUCCUUGCUGUCUUCUUUGGAAUUGGAAUGCUAAUUUUCAGCACCCUGGAAUUCUACGCAGAGCGAGUACAUGGUGACCCUGAAGACCCAACUUUGUCUGUACACACCAAUUUUAAGAACAUCCCCAUAGGCUUCUGGUGGGCGGUGGUUACCAUGACAACCCUGGGCUAUGGGGACAUGUACCCGGAGACCUGUUCCGGCAUGGUAAUUGGAGCCCUGUGUGCUCUGGCAGGUAUUCUGACCAUCGCCAUGCCUGUCCCAGUCAUAGUCAAUAACUUCCGCCUGUACUACUCCCUGGCCAUGGCCCAACAAAAGCUCCCAAAGAAGAAGAAGAGGCAACACCUGCCCCUGUCUGGAACGCUUAGCCAGCCAUCCCCAAGUGGGGAGCAGGUAGAAUGAUGCCUGUUAUCAGGGGAGCGCUCUUGUUCAGAGUGAAUCCCGGCGUUAGUCUGGCUAUGAGACCCUGGAUGUAGAGACUGGAUCCUGAUUGUACCAUUACACCGGAUUGGGACAUUAUAGCUAUGUUAUACCAUCAAUAACAUUAUAACAUUUGACAUUUUAAUAUCUUUAUAGACCAUUGCAUGGGUCAAGGACAAACAAUAUUUGUUUGUGUGCAUUCAAGGUAGUAUGUAUUAUUGGUUUAUUCGGAUCACCAUUAGCUUUUGCAGAAGCAGCAGCUAUUUUUCCUGGGGUCCACACAAAAACAUAAAACACAGCAAGUAACAAAACACUGAUGUACUUACUGGUAGACAAGAACAGUCACACAAAUGUAAAAUGAUACAAUAUACAGUUAGUAUUCCAAACAUCAAGAACACCUUCCUAACAUUGAGUUGCACCCCCUUUUGCCCUCAGAACAGCCUCAAUUCGUCGAGGCGUGGACUUUGUCGGGGAAAGGUGUCGGAAGUGUUCCACAGGGAAGCUGGCCCAUGUUAACUUCAAUGCUUCCCACAGUUGUGUCAAGUUGGCUGGAUGGCCAUUGGGUGGUGGAUCAUUCUUGAUACACACGGGAAACUGUUAAUUCACAGUUGAGAAACUGAGUGUAAAAAACCCAGCAGCGUUGCAGUUCUUGACACAAACCGCUGCCCCUGGCACCUACUACCAUACCCAUUCAAAGGCACUUACAUUUUUUGUCUUGCCCAUUCACCCUCUGAAUGGCACACAUACACAAUCCAUGUCUCAAUUAUCUCAAGGCUUAAAAAUCCUUCUCUAAUCUUAUAUACACUGAUUAAAGUGGAUUUAACAAAUUACAUCAAUAAGUGAUCAUAGCUUUCACCUGUAUUCACCUGGUCAUGGAAAGACCAGGGGUUCUUAUAUGUUCUCUACACUCAUUGUACAAACAACACAAUUAAAGAAUAAUGUGUGUGUAGAUUGUUUGUGUUAGAGUGUGAUAGAGUGUGUGGGCAUGUGUUUGUAUGUGUGUCAUUUCACAGUCCCUAUUGUGCCAUGAGAUGUUGUUUUAUCCAUUUGUUUUAUGUAAUUUUGCUGUUUGCUUGAGUAAUUGGAGAUGGACGGGAGUUCCAUGCGAUCAUGGCUCUGUAUAAUACUGUGCAUUUCCGUGAAUUGUUUUGGACAUGGGGACUGUGAAGAGACCCCUGGUGGCAUGUCUUGUGGGGUAUGUAUGGGUGUCUGAGCUGUAUCUUAUCUGAUUAUGCAACUUUUAUACCAGACAUAACCCUCCCCAUCUUCACAACUUUGUCAAAAUGACUUGACCAUGAUAAUUGACCAUUGAAUGUUACCUAGGAGUUCAGCUUCCUCAACUUGCUCAAUGGUCACACCCUUUAUGCACAACUCCAUUUGAGGUUUAGGUCUUAGAGAAUGUUUUGAACCAAAUACAAUACUUUUGCUGACAUGUAGAGUUUUUAAUCAUAUUCAAGUUUCAGUUAAGUAAUUUAAACUGAACAAAAAUAUAAACACAACAUAUGAAGUGCUGGUCCCAUGUUUCAUGAGCUGAAAUGAAAGAGCCCAGACAUUUUCCAUGAACAAAUUUGUUCACAGUUCGUCCGUGUAGUGAGCAUUUCUCCUUUGCCAAGAUAAUCCAUUCACCUGACAGGUGUGGCAUAUCAAGAAACUGAUUAAACAGCAUGAUCAUUACAUGGGUUGGGGACAAUAAUUGGCCACUCUAAAAUGUGCAGUUUUGUCACACAACACAAUGCCACAGAUGUUUUGAGGGAGCGUUAAAUUGGCGUGCUGACUGCCGGAAUGUCCACUGCAGGAAUAACCAUGCCAGCCCAGGACCUCAACAUUGGCUUCUUCACCUGCGGGAUCGUCUGAGACGAUAUUCUGAGACUAAAAAAUAUUCUGAUUGGCUGGACCUGGUUGCCAAAUGGGUGGGUCUAUGCCCUCCCAGGCCCACCCAUGGCUUUGCCCCUGCCCAGUCAUGUGAAAUCCAUAGAUUAGGGCCUAAUUUAUUUAUUUCAAGUGACUGAUUUACUGUUGAAAUUGUUGCAUGUGUUAAUAUUUUGGUUUAGUAUAGCUAUACUAAUUCAUUUUACAUUAAUUGAGCAUUGAUUUAGACAUGUACUUUUCUAUAUGUGAAACAAUGAGUUGAAACAAUGCUAUUUCUGUAAUUUGAUCAAUACUUGCCUGGUUAAUUCUUAUUCAUGAUUUGUUUAGGUGAGAGUGUGAAAUCACAUUGAUAUUUGAAACAAAAUGGAUAAUUUAUCAGGGGAAAUUGAAACACAGAUUAAAUGCAUUAUCUUUGAUAUAAAAACAUUACAACUUCUAACAAUAUUAACACUACAAAUUAAAACAUUGCAAUUAUAGUUACUGUAUAUUCUAUAGUUUCUACGUUUCUGUUAAGUAAUUUUCUAAUUAUAUGUCACAGUUGGGUGAGAGCGUAACAUCACCACAAUAUCUGUCUGUAAUAAUCAUCCGAAAUAAAAAUGUCUACUGCC